AUGCAAGACAAUGCGCCAAUUCACAAAGCUAAAAAGGUCACGGAGUGGCUUAGAGAUCAUGGAAUAGUGUUGAUGGGAUGGCCGCCAUUUUCACCAGAUCUGAAUCCGAUUGAGAACCUCUGGUUUGAGCUCAAAUGUCUCGUCAACGCAAUCGAUCUAGAACUUCAAAACACUAAAGGAGACUCUCAAGAGGUACUGGAUCGAUUUGCAAAGGCUAUUACAAAGGCCUGGGCUAGUAUCGAUAGGAAAAAGAUCAAGAAUGCCGUGAAGAGUAUGGACGAGAGGGUCAACGCUGUUAUUGAGGCCAAAGGCUGGUAUACGCGAUUUUGA
Fonsecaea erecta is the source of this 330-nucleotide messenger RNA. RefSeq lists its product as hypothetical. The transcript has a single exon. The record is from RefSeq and is a predicted model, not a curated record. Gene Ontology annotation, molecular function: nucleic acid binding. Lineage: Eukaryota; Fungi; Ascomycota; Eurotiomycetes; Chaetothyriales; Herpotrichiellaceae. Bases 1 to 330 code for a protein of 109 amino acids.